AUGGCGCCAUAUGAAGCUUUGUACAGGAGACCAUGCCAAUCACCUGUUUAUUGGACUGAGUUGGGCGAGGCUACGUUAGUUGGGCCGGAUUUGAUCAAAGAAACCUCCGAGAGCAUGAGAGCGAUUCGUCAACGUCUCUUUGAAGCACAAAAGAGAACCACCAAGCAAGUCAAAAUAAUUCGUCAGCGAUUAUUAACCACGCAAAGUAGGCAAAAGAGUUGUGCCGAUCGUCGUCGUCGACCGUUAUCGUUCGAAGUGGGGGAUCAUGUAUUCCUCAAGGUGUCACCGCUUCGGGGGUUAUCUCGUUUCGGGCAAAAGGGCAAGCUUUCACUUUGUUUUAUCGGGCUGUUUGAUAUUAUCGAAAAGAUUGGGGAAGUGGCAUAUCGAUUGGCAUUGCCACCGAGACUAUCGGGCGUUCAUGAUGUAUUCCACGUGUCGAUGUUACGAAAGUACGAACCGGAUCCGUCACAUGUUUUAGAGUGGUCCGAGCUAGAGUUGGAAGCCGAUGUGUCUUAUGGGGAGGAGCCGAUACGUAUCCUAGACUCGCGUGAGCAAGCUUUGAGGGGUAAAACCAUACCGUUAGUGCGAGUUCUUUGGAGUACUCUCGGAAAGGACGAGUCGACAUGGGAAAAGGAAGAUGAAGUUAGAGAGAAGUACCCGCACUUGUUUCCGAAUUAA
Molecule: messenger RNA, 678 nt
Organism: Rhododendron vialii
Lineage: Eukaryota; Viridiplantae; Streptophyta; Magnoliopsida; Ericales; Ericaceae
Exons: 1
Coding region: 1-678 (225 amino acids)
Source: RefSeq, a predicted model, not a curated record